This is a messenger RNA of Phlebotomus papatasi, 1823 nucleotides long. It is a transcript of the gene Dgkepsilon, whose product is annotated as diacylglycerol kinase epsilon. Lineage: Eukaryota; Metazoa; Arthropoda; Insecta; Diptera; Psychodidae. The record is from RefSeq and is a predicted model, not a curated record. Gene Ontology annotation, molecular function: ATP-dependent diacylglycerol kinase activity. The transcript is spliced from 4 exons. The coding region runs from base 85 to 1650 and encodes 521 amino acids.
GGCAUCCUAGGGUUAACGAAAAUGUCAUAUUCAUCAGUGUAGUUUUUUGUGAUUAGGGACUUUUGCAUUUUUGAGCUUUUUUCCAUGAUUGAGUGGACUUUUUCCCUCGCAACGGGCAUCAUAGUACUGACACUGACCAUUUGGUAUCUGGUCAGAUAUCUUUUGAUUCACGAUGUAGUGUACAUUCAGGGCAGACCGAGGCACAGUUGGAAAUCCUCUAAACUCUUGGAUAGGGGAUGCUAUUGCUCAGUUUGCGAGAUCCUCCUGGUAUCCACAGGGAGGUUCUGUGAUAACUGUGGCAUUUGUUCCCACCCAGAAUGCAUAAAGAGUGCAGAAAAGCAGUUUAAGUGCAAGGAAAAGCACUCUAAGGAUGACCGUCCGUCAAAGCACAAAUGGACACGGGGGAAUCUUCCCCUGAACUGUACAUGUUCCAUCUGUGGAGUGGAUAUGGACUCAUCCCAUGGGCCUGGACUUCAUGGAUUCCGGUGCUGCUGGUGCCAAAUGUCAGUUCACACUGCCUGUUUCCCACGAAUUAGUGAAGACUGUGAUUUUGGCGAAUUUCGCGAUUUUAUCAUCCCACCGACAAGUAUUGAUGCCGUUCGACGGCGCGGGGUUGCCAAGUUGCUGCUGAAGGGAGUGAAACCAGCUCCUUGGACAACUUGGAAACCUCUUAUUGUGAUUGCCAACAUCAAAUCUGGAAGUAGCCGUGCAGAUGACAUCCUUUCUCUAUUCCGGGGUGUCUUGAAUCCUCUACAGGUGACCGAAAUGUCUCGAGCAGGUCCUCAGGAUGCUCUACAAUGGAUUGUUCGCAUUAGUCCCAAACCUUGUCGCGUUCUCAUAGCUGGUGGUGACGGUACAAUCGGCUGGGUAUUGAAUACUCUCUUCUCAAUGGCCGUUGACCCUUUCCCCGAAAUUUGUAUCCUCCCACUUGGUACAGGAAAUGAUUUAUCACGCGUUCUCAAUUGGGGAGCUGAAGCCCCUGACUCCAUUGAUCCCAUUGACUUCUUGAGACAGAUCCAAAGUGCCGAGGUUACAAAACUUGAUCGAUGGGUGCUGGAAAUAGCAGGAACUACCUCCAGAAUUCCUCUCAAAAGACCCCUGCGUCGGAAUGUCUCCAUGUACAAUUACUUUAGCAUUGGAGUCGAUGCCCAGGUUACUCUGAACUUCCACCGAGCUCGUGAGAGUCAGUUCUACAUGCUCAGCAGUCGCCUCAUCAACAAAAUUCUAUACCUCUGCUUCGGGACACAUCAAGUGGUUCAGCCUGAUUGCGUGGGUUUGGAGAAAGUCAUUGAACUCUGGCUGGAUGACAAGAAAAUCGAUUUGCCAGAGCUUCAGUCAGUUGUCUUUCUCAACAUUGAUUCAUGGGGAGCUGGAGUAAAACUCUGGGAAAUGGGCCGUGAUGACGACUCCACAGCCAGAAGUAGCUUCUGCGAUGGAAUUAUCGAGGUUUUGGGAAUUGUGUCAUCUUUCCACAUUGCCCAGCUACAGGUUGGACUAAAUAAACCCAUCAGACUUGGUCAGGCCCAUAGUGCCCGCCUUAGAAUCUCAAGGGCAUGCCCUGUGCAAGUUGAUGGAGAACCAUGGGUUCAGACACCUUGUGAGAUUUCCAUUCAGUGCACUGGACAAGCUACUGUUCUAAAAAGAAAGUGAACUUAUAUGCGCCAGUAGAGCAUUUAUGGCUACAUACUUAUUGAAAAAAUGUGAUCUUAUUUUGGAAUAAUCUCCACUUUGCGAAUUUUAUUUGUAGGUAUUUAUUCGGUGUUGUCUAUAUGUGUAAUAUAUAAUAUAUUGGUUUAGCAAACAAUAAAGUGAAUAGAAAACUA